This is a messenger RNA of Mucor mucedo, 2815 nucleotides long. RefSeq names its product armadillo-type protein. Gene Ontology annotation, cellular component: cytoplasm; nuclear membrane. Lineage: Eukaryota; Fungi; Mucoromycota; Mucoromycetes; Mucorales; Mucoraceae. The transcript has 7 exons. Gene Ontology annotation, biological process: protein import into nucleus. The coding region runs from base 7 to 2730 and encodes 907 amino acids. The record is from RefSeq and is a predicted model, not a curated record. Gene Ontology annotation, molecular function: small GTPase binding.
AGAAAAAUGGAAACAACAAGUCGUGUUGUAGAAGCACUUGAUACUUUAUAUGCAUCUACCGACAAUAAAUUAAAGCGGGAUGCUGACCGUUGGUUAGGCAGUUUUCAAAAAACCCCUGAAGCUUGGACCGUCGCCGACUAUCUUUUAAAGCAAAAAGACGCACUUGUUCCAACUCGACUUUUUGCAGCCCAAACUUUCAAACAAAAGAUUACUUACGACUUGGGUGAUUUAGACGCUCAAGCUCGUGCUCAAUUGCGUGACUCAUUGGUCGAAUUAUUAUGGCAAUCCGUUACAGGCCCCAAAGCCAUCAUGGUUCAGUUAUGUUUGGCCUUGGCUGAUCUAGCCAUUCAAAUGCUCGAGUGGAAAACUGUGAUUCCUGACCUUGUUGAAAAGUUCAAGGAGACACCCGUGUGUUUACUUCAAUUACUCAGUGUGCUUCCCGAGGAAAUGAACAACAAUACGAAAUUACCUUUAACCGAUGCCGAGUAUAAACAAAGAGGUGCUGAACUUAUUGACAGCAACGCCGAACGAGUAUUACAAUUAUUGACCAUGUAUAUGCAAUCCAGUGGAACAGAUCUCGCGUUACAAGAGCUCAUUUUUACGUGUUUCUCCAGUUGGAUUCGAUCGGGAGAAUUGGAUAUUCAGACACUAAGCCAAAGCCCACUUUUAGAAUUCGCCUUCAAAAGUUUAGCUUCGGAAGCCUUGUUUGACGUGGCUGUGGAUGUAGUUUGUGAAAUCAUUUACGAGACACGCGAUGUGAAUGAAUGUCAAGCCAUCAUUCAGCAGAUUUAUCCACUUUUUACACCCAUGGUAGAGAAAUUAGCCGUAGCUAUUGAAGAAGAGGACGAUGAUACCGUCCGAGGUUAUUGUCGUGUCUUUGUGUCGGCUGGUGAAGCCUAUAUCAAUUUGAUUGGAUCUCACCCAGAAGCUUUUUCGACAUUGAUGGACGGUAUUUUGAAAUGUACAGCUUACAAGGAAUUGGAUAUUGUGCCUUUGACCUUUAAAUUCUGGUAUGAAUUAUCCAACUUGUUACAGACAAGUACCUAUGCUGGUGCCAUUCCUCAAUUUUUGGGUUAUUACGAUGCCUUGGUGGAUAUUAUGAUUGUUCACUUGCACUAUCCCGACGAUUUGGAAUCGAUGACAGCGGCAGACCGUGAUGAUUUUAGAGAUUUCCGACAUCAGAUGGGAGACACCUUAAAGGACUGUUGUCGUAUCUUGACCCCUCAACGUUGUUUAGUGAAGCCAAUGAAUUUAUUAACUGCUUUGCUGAAUACCCCAGAUGCGACAUGGCAGCAGAUUGAAGCACCUAUUUUUUCACUCCGAGUCAUGGGUUCUGAGGUCCCAGCCGAAGAAGAUCAGGUCAUGCCUCAUAUCAUGGAAUUUUUGUCAAAGUUACCAGAUCACCCUAAAAUUCGAUACGCCGCUACCUUGGUGAUCUCACGUUAUUCUUUCUGGACAAAGUGUCAUCCUCAAUUUAUCACCUAUCAAUUGAAUUUUAUCUCUUCCGGGUUCCAGAAUAGUGAAGUGGCAGCUGCUAGUGCGCUUGCCCUCAAGAAUCUUUGUAAAGAUUGCAGCGAGCUCUUGGUGGAUUAUAUCUCACAACUUCACUUGUUUUAUUUAAAUGUGGUUAAGACACUUCCGUUCCGAGAUGUGUUGGAGGUGACACAAGCUGUUUCGUAUGUCAUGACAGUCAUCCCGGUCAGUGAAAUUGAAAAGGCUUUGCAGUUAUUUUGUUUACCCAUCGCACAAGAUUUGCACGCCAUUGUAUCUAAAGGAAAAGACGCCCUUUCACAGGAUGACUGUGUCAAGAUUGGAGAUAUUUUGGAGCAGAUUAGUGUGUUUUUCGAUGUGAUUCAACCCAAGGUAGAAUUAGGACAAGCACAUCCCUGCGUGACAUUUAUCAGCGAAUUAUGGCCUGUGUUAGAUAUUACAUUAAGCCAAUUUGGUGAUGUGAACACUGUGACCGAACCACUGUGUAAAUGUUUCAAUAGUUUUAUGCGUAGUUAUGGACCUCACUUCAUUCCAUUAUUACCUCAAUUAAUGGACCGACUUGUCAAUGCAUUUGAAGCGACAGGACAAAGCUGUUAUUUAUGGGUGUCGUUUAAAUUAGUGCGAGAAUAUGCAGUGGAUGCGGGAGAUGCUGCUUUACCUUGUUUCCAAUUAGUACAACGACUUUCGGUGAGCAUGUUUAGUAAAUUGCAGCAAGUGGAUGAGAUGCCAGAUGUGAUUGAAGAAUAUUUUCGAAUGAUGGCGGCGUACUUGGAUAAAGCCGCUGUAUUGUUGGUCAAUGAUGAGUUGGUCAAGACGGUGUUUCAAGCGGGACUAGUGAGUUUGACGAUCCAUGAGGCGCAUGCGUUGGGAGCUGUUUUGGUAUUCUUCACAAGACUGUUGGAACAAGGGCAGGUGCUGGGAUUGUAUAGAGAGUACGGAAAUCAGCUGGUGGCUGUGCUUUUCAAUGGCUUAAUGAAUAACUAUCAUCAUGAUUCGAUUCCGGAUGUUGCGGCAUUAUUGAAAUCUUUGGCCGAACGUUUACCUCAAGAAUCUAGUCAGUGGAUGAUUCAGGUGGUCAAUAAUGUGCCUCAGGACUACAUGUCGAAUCAACAUAAGAAUGACUUUAUUGCAAACUGGACAGGGGCUAUUCAAGAUGGUCAAUGGGCCAAGGUGAGAAGAGUUUUAUCGGACUUUGUUACUGCUUAUCGCCGAAGAAACACUAAUAAGGAUCGACGUUGAUAAAAAAAAAAAGUUGUAAAAAUAGCAAUUUAAACUCACCUUCCCCUUUUUAAAAAAAUAAAUAAAUAAACCCUAAAGUGGUUUU